This is a messenger RNA of Coturnix japonica (Japanese quail), 2186 nucleotides long. NCBI's taxonomy places the organism in Eukaryota, Metazoa, Chordata, Aves, Galliformes, Phasianidae. The record is from RefSeq and is a predicted model, not a curated record.
CCCGGGGCGGGGCCGGGGCGGGGCCGAGCGCCGGGCGGGGCCGUUCGGAGCCGCUUCUCCCCCGACCGCGGCACCGGGUCCGGUACCGGCCCCGCCCGCUCCGCCCCGGCCCGGUCCGGCCCCGACCGCGGCGCUUCGGGGGGCGGCAGCGGAACCGGCACCGGGAAUAACGGGACCCGCGGCGGAGCAUCCCCGGGAGGAGGGGGCGGCCCCGCGGUAACGGGCAGCGGAACCGGCGGCGUCGGGAGCGCGCAGCGGCCGCGGGGCCGCGCACCCCGAGGCCAUGGCCUGCCUGCAUGAGACACGGACCCCCUCCCCAUCGCUGGCCGUGGCCUCGGAGGGGACCCCGGAGCAGGAGCUGACCCCGACGCAGUGCGCCCUAAGGGAAGGACCCCCCCCCAUCCCCGCUGCCCCCGAGGCCUGGCCCCGCCGUGGCCCCCCCCGUGCAGCUGAACCCGGAGCUGUGGGGCCGCUGGCGGCAGAGGGGGCCCAUCUGAGGUGCCAGGCUGCGGGGGGGUUCCUGGAGGGGCUCUUUGGGUGCCUGAAACCCGUCUGGAGUAUGAUCGGAAAGGCCUACAGCGCUGAGCACAAACACCAGGCAGAGGACCCCUGGGAGGUGCCGUUCGAGGAGAUCCUGGAGCUGCAGUGGCUGGGCAGUGGUGCACAGGGAGCUGUUUUCCUGGGCAAGUUCCGGGCUGAGGAAGUGGCCAUCAAGAAAGUGAGAGACCAGAACGAAACAGACAUCAAGCACCUGCGGAAACUCAAACACCCCAACAUCAUUGCCUUCAAGGGUGUGUGCACCCAGGCGCCGUGUUACUGCAUCAUCAUGGAGUUCUGCGCCCAGGGCCAGCUGUACGAGGUGCUGCGCGCGGGGAGGAAGGUCACCCCCUCGCUGCUGGUGGAUUGGUCCAUGGGCAUCGCCGGCGGCAUGAACUACCUGCACCUGCACAAGAUCAUCCACCGCGACCUCAAGUCGCCCAACAUGCUCAUCACCUACGACGACGUGGUGAAGAUCUCCGACUUCGGCACCUCCAAGGAGCUCAUAGAUAAGAGCACCAAGAUGUCCUUCGCCGGCACCGUGGCCUGGAUGGCACCGGAGGUGAUUCGCAAUGAGCCCGUGUCCGAGAAGGUCGACAUCUGGUCCUUUGGGGUGGUGCUGUGGGAGCUGCUGACGGGUGAGAUCCCCUACAAGGACGUGGAUUCCUCCGCCAUCAUUUGGGGGGUGGGCAGCAACAGCCUCCACCUGCCCGUCCCCUCCGGCUGCCCCGAUGGAUUCAAGGUGCUGCUGCGGCAGUGCUGGAACAGCAAACCCCGGAACCGGCCGUCCUUCCGGCAGAUCCUGCUGCACCUCGAUAUCGCCUCCGCCGACGUCCUGUCCACCCCACAGGAAACCUACUUCAAAUCCCAGGCUGAAUGGCGCGAGGAGGUGAAGCUGCACUUUGAGAAGAUCAAAUCGGAGGGGACGUGUCUGCACCGCCUGGAGGAGGAGCUCAUCAACCGGCGGCGAGAGGAGCUGCGGCACGCGUUGGAUAUCCGUGAGCACUACGAGCGGAAGCUGGAGCGAGCCAACAACUUAUACAUGGAGCUCAGUGCUAUUAUGCUGCAGCUGGAGCUGAAGGAGAAGGAGCUGCUGCGACGGGAGCAGGCGCUGGAGAAGCGCUACCCGGGGCUCUUUAAACCACGGGCACCGCGGGGGCUGCUGCACGGGAACGCAGUGGAGACCCUCAUCAAGAAGCGCAACGUGCCCCAAAAGCUCUCGCCCCACAGCAAGCGGUGGGUGGGGACCUGGGAUGGGGGGGCACCACCCACCUCCUCAUUCCCAUCCCCCAGGUGGCCCCCCGGGAUGACCAAACGUCAGUCACUAUCGACAUUCAGCUCCGAGAACUUCUCUGACGGGGACGGGGACGAGGGACACACGAGCGAACCAUCGCACAGCGCCACCCCCGACGUGGGCAGCACCAACACGGACGAACGACCCGACGAUCGCUCCGAGGAUUUACUGUCACAGGGAUCCGAGAUCCCCCUGGACGCCCCCCCCCAACACGAGGGUCGUCGGCACGGGGGGGUCAGCCCCAAGGUCUCAGAGGACUCCGACUGUGACAGUGCAGAACUGGACCAUUCGGGCAGCGCAGAGGGACCCCCCCGACCCACAGCCCCUCCCGGCCUGUGAUCCGUGCAAUCCCCCC